UUGUCUUCAGAAAAACAGUAAAAGUCGGUCCUGACAGAAAUAGUCAAGUACAACCAUAAAAAUAUUUAAUAAUAUUUACAGUAUUUAUACCAGGCAUAUACAGAUAUACAUAUACAACAUGUAUAGCGUUUGAGCCACAGGUGGCGGUAAUGUCUCCUCGAAUGUUUUCCCUUCGGUCAAAAUAGAUCAGAAGAAGAAAUAGACCCGUAGCUCUUCUAAUCUGAAGUCUCCUACGACGAAUGUUGACGUGUCGUAAAGAGUUUGCCAGUGAACGGUAGUGAAUAUCUGAUUAUCAGUGUUUAUCGUAUCGCCUCAUCAUGGCGGCCGACUGGGAGGAAAUUCGACGACUUGCAGCUGAUUUCCAGAGGGCACAGUUUGCCGAUACUGUGCAAAGGUUAUCAGAGAGGGAUUGUGUGGAAAUUAUUGCCAGACUCAUUCAAGACAAGAAACUGGAUGUGGUGCACACCCUUGAUGGAAAGGAGUACAUCACUCCUGCACAGAUCACCCGAGAAAUCCGGGAUGAACUUUACGUUCAUGGAGGACGAGUCAACAUUGUGGAACUCCAGCAGAUUAUCAAUGUGGAUUGGCUCCAUGUUGAAACGAGAGCAAGCGAUAUUGCAAAAACGGAUAAAAGUGUUCAGCUCGUCCUGGGACAACUUAUUGAUGACAACUACCUGAACCAUUUAGCAGAGGAAGUCAAUGACAGACUGCAAGAAGCUGGGCUGAUCAGAAUCGCAGAUCUUUGUAAAAGCUAUGAUCUUCCUGGAGACUUCCUAACCGAGGAGCUGUCAAAGCGUCUUGGGAGAGUGAUCCAGGGAGAAUUGGAUCAGUACAACCGAGGAAUCAUAUUUACUCCUGCCUUUGUUGCUCGCCACACAGCCAAAAUAAGAGGGAUAUUCAGUGCCAUCACGCGGCCAACACCCGUGACUGGCAUGAUUGGUACAUUUGGCCUGCAAGGGCAUUUACUACAUUCUGUUCUCAUAGAGCUGGUGAACACCGGACGCCUAAAAGGAUCAAUUGUCGGAGGGAGACGGGACACAGCUGUGUACAUCCCGGAUAUCUACUCCAAAACACAAAACACUUGGGUGGAUUCUUUCCUCAAGCAGAAUGGAUAUUUAGAAUUUGAUGCACUGACCAGGCUGGGCAUCCCAGACCCCAACAGCUACAUCAAGAAGCGCUUCAAGUCCAAUAAGCUUCUUUUCCUGCGAGCCGCCUGUGUGAGCCAGGAACUAGUUGACCAGGUAGAAGCCUCGAUAGAAGAAGCCGUCAACUCCGGCAUGUGGACUGAUAUACAGCCAAUUUUACCAAGUUGCCUGUCAACGGAGGACAUCGGGAUGUUGAUCAACCAGACCAUGAGGAACAUGAACGUACAAUCCACUGCUAGACUACUGGGAGACACCAUGGUGGUCACUGAAAAAUAUAUCAGCGGAUGCCUCUCGCUGUUUGAUGAUUCCAUACAUCAGAAGGCUCAGAAGGAAGUGAAGAGCAACCCAGUGUUGCUUAUCACUGAAGAGGAUCUGAAGCAAGCGUAUGCGGUUCCAGAAAAUGCCGGGCUGUCGAAAAAAGAAAAGAAGGAAGCAGAACGCAGGAAAAAAACAACAGAGGGCAGUGGCUCUGUGAAAGCAGGUGGAGGAGGCAAUGCCAGAGAGAUCCGAACUCGUAAAACGAAGAAGAAAGGGAGGAAAGAUGACGACAGCGAUGAGGAAACCAGACCUGAGAAAAAUCUUGGUAAAAAGCAACAAGCCUCAUUCAUGAUCCAGGAAGAAAUCCAAUCUGUAUUGGAAGAGCGACUCGCUGACUGUCCACAAGACAUCUGCUCUGAGCUGGCAGAGCUUUUAGUGCGGCCUUUGAACAAAGCCUACCAGGAAGCCCUGCAGACUUUGCUUUUGUCCAGCUCCUCUUUAGUCUCGGGGGCCAACAAAAAGUCUGUAAAGGAUAUGCAGCAGGAGAUAACUAACCUGUACAACAACAUCCGGCUGUUUGAAAAGGGCACACUGUUCUUCUCAGAAGAAUCCCAGGUCCCCAUUGUCAAGCACAUCUUGAAGAGCGUCUGUACAGAUGUUACCAAUAUUCUGGUCAACUUCCUCGCCGCUGACCUGAUGAUGUCUGUUGAGAAUCCCGCCACCAUAACCAAUGAGGUAAGAGUCAAGAUCUUGGGCAAACUGCCGGAUGAGCUCAAAGUACCCCUGAUGAAGCUGCACAACUGUCUCAAUGGCAAAUCAAUGGAGGAGUUUGUGAAACAGCUGGAGAGUUCUGCUGAAGUAUGUGGCUUUAUGCUGAAGAAGGCAGACAAGAAAAAAGAAAAACAAGCCCUACUGUUGCAUCGCCAGACUCUGACCGAGCAGUUGAAGGAGACGGAGGACCCCGCUCUGGUCCUCCAUCUCACCAGUGUGCUGCUGUUUCAGGACAGUACUCACUGCAUCCUACACGCUCCUGGACGCUGCGUACCUCAAAUCAUAGGAACCCUCACAGGCCGGAUACCCAUGGAGAAGCAUCAGCUGCUGAGCGUCUAUCAGAGCCUGGUGGUGAAACAGUUGACCAGCCAGAGUCAAGGAAGGAAGCAGGAAGUGAAGGACGAGGCAGAGGAGCCGGAUGAGGAGACCCAAAGGAUCUUAACACAGUUCAAGCUUUUGACACCUCAACUCAAGGAGCUCGUUCUAUCCCAGAAGAAGACAUCCACGAGUGAGGAGUGACCCUUUUCACAUGAAAUAUGAUCUCCACAAAUGAUCAAACCAUUACUUGCACAAUAGGAACAACCAUGACUCAAAAUAAUCCAAUCACGCAAGUUAUUUACAGGCAUACCCUUUAUUAUGGUUAAAAAUAAAAGGUAUGCUUCUACAGUCCUCUCUGGAGUGGAGAUAAAUCUGCCAUCAGAUUGCUUGUCUUAUCUUCAACAACACAGAAAUCAAAAAUAAAUUGAAAACAAC
Molecule: messenger RNA, 2927 nt
Organism: Doryrhamphus excisus (bluestripe pipefish)
Lineage: Eukaryota; Metazoa; Chordata; Actinopteri; Syngnathiformes; Syngnathidae
Gene: ufl1
Product: UFM1-specific ligase 1
Biological process (GO): protein K69-linked ufmylation; response to endoplasmic reticulum stress; regulation of proteasomal ubiquitin-dependent protein catabolic process
Cellular component (GO): endoplasmic reticulum membrane
Molecular function (GO): UFM1 ligase activity
Source: RefSeq, a predicted model, not a curated record